UGAUAGCGCUCUUGAACCCGCUGACGCCGUCGCAGAGCUCCGUCGAGCGCAAGGGCCGCCACCGCCUCGCCAAGGUCCGCUACGAGGCCGAGAUGGACGCGCUGCGCCGCCAGCAGUAUGCGCUCACGAUGGAGCUCGAGACGCUUGAGUACGCGCGCAAGCUCCGGUCGAGCAAGUCGGUCUGGGAAGGCUUUGCGCGCCGCCAGGCUCUUGAGCGCCAAGCCGCCGUCUUUGAGAACGCGCAGCUCAAGAAGGUACUGCAGCACCACGCCGACGUCCUCUCGCGGCUGCGCGCGGUCGUCGAGCCGGCGACGAUGUCCUGUCGUAUGGACGACGACCUGGUGCUGGCCCACGUCACGCGCGGCCCGCUCCCGCGCAACUGGUCGAACUCGACGCUGCACGAGCGCCUCGACGCCCAGAAGGCGCUGCUGCCGUCGAUCUUCCGCAAGCACGGUCUCGACUGCCAGCAGGACUCGUGGAAGCAGAUCGUGUCGCGAGUCGAUACCGCGACAGGCGAUAUCGUGCUCGAAAUCUCGACCUGCCUCGUUGUGCACGCGGGCUUUGCCGACGUCGGCGACGCCAUGAGCUGCAUUUACACGCCCAAGCAGCCACUCCACGUCGAGAACCGCUCGAUCGAGAUUCUCGAGAUUGUGGAUGCGUCGAGCCACAUUGGCGAGCACGUGCACUGCGUCGCGUCCGAGACGUUCCGGCGGCGGUUUGCGCGUAAGUGCUCCGCCCUUCACGACCGCAUCGUCUUUGUCGAGCAGACGAUCGAGGCCGACCACGGCGACAGGCCGUACACCGAGACGAAAUACGAAGCGCUCGAGUAUUUACGUCGCGACCGCUGCCACUGGAAGAUGUUUCGCUGCGUGCGCUUGCCCGUACGCGACAUGCUCUGUGUGGAUCUGCAGCAAGAGCUCAUGGCGUCCUUCGCGGCCAGCAUGGACAACGUCAUCGACGCGCUCGAGAGCGUCGUGCAGUCGCUCGCCCGCACGAUAACGCGGGACAAUCACCACGUGCGAUGGCUCCUCUACGAAGGCUAAGGGAGAUAAGCUCUAGUAAAUAAGAGCAUAAAGCAUUUUGGAUUAGGAAC
This is a messenger RNA of Saprolegnia parasitica CBS 223.65, 1093 nucleotides long. RefSeq lists its product as hypothetical. Bases 93 to 1043 code for a protein of 316 amino acids. The record is from RefSeq and is a predicted model, not a curated record. Lineage: Eukaryota; Oomycota; Saprolegniomycetes; Saprolegniales; Saprolegniaceae. The transcript is spliced from 2 exons.